Molecule: messenger RNA, 1940 nt
Organism: Erythranthe guttata (spotted monkey flower)
Lineage: Eukaryota; Viridiplantae; Streptophyta; Magnoliopsida; Lamiales; Phrymaceae
Source: RefSeq, a predicted model, not a curated record
CACUUUGUACCUCCGUUUUACUAAUUAUUACAUGAAAAGAAAAAAUUGAAAAGUGAAUACGUCGUCGUAUGAGUUAUAACAAUGUGCUGGUGAAAAAUGGUUGGUGGUUUCUCCCAUUUAAAAGCGCAAACACGCUUUUGGUUAUUUAUUAUUCAGGGAAGAAAAAUGUUACCUACUCUUUACUGAAGAAGAUCCAUCCUUCUCCAUCGAAGAAUCAAAGACUAGUGGACUUGCUUGAGUGGUUCGGAAGAUGUAUGCGUGGACGCGUUCUACGAGGGCUCGAACAAGAGUGGCGAAUAAACAACCGGUGAUUGAUACUGAAGAUGAAGAUGUUCAAUUCGAGAAUAGUGCAAAUGGACAACAACGCCCUGCUCAAAUAGAGAAAAGUGCAAUUUCAGAAUCUGCACAACAAACGGAACAAAAUUCAACGUCAAUUAGACAAGAAAUGGAGUCUGUAGAGGUGGAUGAAGUUGCGAAUGGCACCAAAUCUACACAACGAAAGAGAAAAAGGGGUCCAACCAAAAUGGAAAUUUUCCGUAAUUGCCCUAAUCAAAAGAUGGAAAUUGAUUUUAAUCUAACUGGACAACCGCUCGGUGCAAAUUCGGUCAAAUUCGUGUCGUUUCUUGGUGUUAUAGCGCGCCAAAACAUCCCUAUUGUGAUAGAGUGGAAACAACUUGAAGACGAGAAAUGGAAACCGUUGAAGGAUGAAGUUUGGUCGUUAGUUGAGCAAUCGUUUAUUGUGAACGAUUCGCAUAAGGGCGUUAUCUUUAAAAUGAUGGGCAAGUAUUGGAGGCAGUAUAAAUCGAAAAUCACACGUGAAAUUAUCAAGGCAAAUGACGAGUUGCCGAACACGCCGAAGAAGAGACGUGCGUUCCAGCUUAUUAAGCCACCGAGUGUAAAAUCCAAAGCGGAUUGGGAUGCUUUUGUGAAAGCAAGACUUGCAACAUCGUUUCAAGUCAGAAGUCAAAGAUUUAGCGCAUUGCGGAAAAAUCAAAAAUACACUCAUACUAUGAGUCGUAAAGGCUAUGCUCGCUUGGAGAACGAACUUAAAGCAAACUAUCCAAAUCCUGAUGAAAUAACACGAGUGGAGUUAUGGACAAUCGGGCACCAAAAAAAGAACGGAGUACCGGUAAACGAAGCUGCUGCAGAGAUAAUGGAAAAAAUAAAAAAAUGCAACGAAUCAACCGAGAAUCCGCCGUCAAAGGAUUGUGUUCGAGAUGAUGCGCUUGCACGAGUUUUAGGACCUGAAUCUCGUGGAAGAGUUCGUGGACUUGGUUUUGGUGCCACACAUUCUAAAGUGGACGUAAUAGUCAAAGGUAAUGCGAGAGUGAAGGAACUCGAAGCCUAUGUUAAAACACAAGACGAGAGAAUCGGUACAAUUGAAGCUCAAUUGCAAGCUCUCCUUGAAAUAAAUCAAAAGAACCCGAACAAGAAUGUUGAGGAUUUAAGCGUACAUGUCGAGAGUCCACAAUCAGAACAAGAAAGUUAUCAUGCACGUGAUCAAUCGACGGAACUUCAACAUGCAAAGUGCCGAUUAUUAAAUUGGUAUAAUUUCGACGGUGAAGAAGUUGUGGCAGAAGGGCAUGUUGCGUCAUUCGAUCCGCGGAGCUUAGUUAAUCAUGUGCCGGUGGGAAGAGAUUGCUGGAAAGUAUGGGUUGGUAAAGUGAUUGACCGGAACUUGGCUAUGUAUAGACCUACCGAUGAAUUUCGUAAGCUCGGCGAUGCUUUAGGAAGUACGGUUGCAUGGCCGAAAUCAUCCAUCAAAAUGCUUUAGUAAACGUUGUAUUCAGCGGGUUCCGAAAAAUAUGAUUUCGACAUUGUAGAUUCGAAUAUAUGCUUUGAGUUCAUUAAUGGUUGACUGUUGUGUGAAAUGUUUGUUGAGUAAAAAUUGACUUUUGUUUUGUACAAAUAAGAUGGCAAUGAAUUAAUUAAGCUGAAAA